This is a messenger RNA of Schistosoma turkestanicum, 1795 nucleotides long. Lineage: Eukaryota; Metazoa; Platyhelminthes; Trematoda; Strigeidida; Schistosomatidae. The record is from the annotation of a GenBank genome assembly.
AAAAGUCGGACUGGUUAAAAAUUAGCAUUGCUAUUAUUGUGAUUAUUAUUAUUAUGAUUAUUGUUAUGAUUUUUAAACAAUUUUGGCCAACAUACAAUUUGGCUAUGCGACAAAGUAUCUUUCUUCGCUCAUUAAUCUAACUGUUAAAAAAAGGGUACAGACAGAUAGUAUUUAAUGACCUUUUUCAAUGAGUUCAUGUAUUCCAUGAUAGAAGUCAUGAAUAACUUAAUUUACACUACUCGAUAAAUAAUAUUUAAUCAGUUAAUUUUUGUCAUCAUAAUCAUCAUCAUCAUUAAUCAUAAUGUUAUUGUAUUUAACGGAAAUUAAAUAUGUAACAAAAAAUUUUGCAUCAAUAAAACUAUAUGGAAUUUCUAUGGCUUUCAACAUUGUAUUAUUCUCUUCACAGUCAUCAAUGUUCAAAUUCCUAUGAAACAGUUUUAAUGAUGAUAGAUAAUAAAAUCUGAAGCUAAAUAAUCUCAGUCAAUAAUGGAUUUUGAAACUAAACCAAAUAUAAAUGAAACUCAGCAAUCUCAUUUAAUACAGCCAUCAUCAUCACCGAAUGUAAAUAAUUCAUCCUUAGAUCAUCCAAACUCUCAAUCGACCGUAAAUCACAUUAUUCAGGAAGAAAAUGGAAAUGAUGAUGAAGAAGAAUAUGCUCACGAAGAAAAUAAUCUACGUAAUCAUCAACAUCAUCACCAUAAUUCAUUGACUGCUGGCAGUAAAGUUUGUGGGGCUGCAUUUAACACCAUGCCAAUUUAUGAUCCUCAAGGCAGUUUAGUUGGUCUGCAAGCACCGACAGAUAGAAAUUUAUUGGAAGAUUUCGACAAUGAAGGAAGAAAUGAAUCUCCUGCGUACAAUGCACAUUUACAACCUGCUUUCCACUAUCAUCUUCACCCUCAAUAUAAUUUAGCUCUUGAACAGAAUGCGAAUAUGGUCUCAGGUGAACAUAAUAUACCGUAUGGAGCCUAUGCCUUCAACCAUCAAAAUCGUCAUUUGUUUACACCACUACCAUGUCAUCAACAACAGCAGCAACAACAAUUCCACCAACAAAAUUAUUCUUUUCUUCAUAAUUAUCAACAACCACAAUACCAGCAACCACAAAGUCACCAACAAACUCAUUAUGUUCAUCAGUAUCAACCUCAAGCGGCUAAAACACUUCUAGUCAGAUCUGCUUCAGGCAUCGUUGGCAUGGAUCGUAAUAAUCAUGAUAACCCUGAUGUUUUCAGACAAUUAUCUAAUGAGAAAUUUGACAAAUGUCCUAUAGUUUGUAGUCUCUUUGCCAUCUUUUGUUGUCCAAUUACUAUAUGGUGUUCACUACCGGCGUUAGUUUAUUCACUGUGUGCCUAUACUGAUUAUCGUGCCUCAGAUAUUAUUCAAUACAGACGUAAAAGUGAUAUUGCAAGACAUUUAGUUAUUACAGCAUGUAUAGUUGGUUUGUUAUUAUGCAUAACUUGGGCAAUAUUAACGUUUUUGUAUUACGAAUUAAUGCUGUCAGUGUUUAAUGAUAUUAUACGUGUCGUUUCUCAGAGAAUACGGUCCGGGAUAUAAAAAUGUGUUGAUUUGAACAAUCGUGAAACAAUGAAAAUAUUUCUCAUUCUUUCUCUCUUUCUUUUGAUUUUGUUCUUAUUCACUAAAUUGUUUUACUUUUGAAGCGACAAGAAAACAACUCAUUGUAUUUCUUAAAAAACUCAGUGUCUAAAUACCAUGAAUUCAGUAAAACAAUUCAAGAAAACCAGUGAUAGAAUUCAUUAUCAGUAUUUCCUUUGUUUUAAUUCAGUAAUACAGUGAAUUCGUA